AGAAAAUGAAACCUUACUGCCCCAGACAAAGAGGAGGGCAGGGACAAGGCUACAGGAUGAUUCCACAGAUCAGAGGCCCGAUGGAGCGAAUGUAUCUGAAAACAUUCUACUACCACUUUGACAACAGACCCUACCUCUCUCGUCGCAAUGAUACCUGGCUGUGCUUUGAGGUGAAAACAACCAGCAGCAACUCACCUGGCUCCUACAGUGGGGUCUUUCGAAAUCAGGGCCCUCGAUCUUGUCCUUGGCACACAGAGCUGUGCUUCCUGACCUGGGUCAGGCCCUUGCUGUCCCAUCACGACUGCUACCAGAUCACCUGGUACAUGUCCUGGAGUCCCUGUGACAACUGUGCGGGGCAAGUGGCCUCCUUUCUGGCCACACAUGAAAAUGUGAGCCUGACCAUCUACACUGCCCGCAUCUACUACUUCUGGAAACAGGAUCACCGCCAGGGGCUGCUCAGGAUGAUUGAGGAAGGGACCCAGGUGUACAUCAUGUCCUCUAAAGAAUUUCAACACUGUUGGGAGAACUUUGUGGACCAUUGGGGAACGUGUUGGGUCACACGUUGGAACAGACUGAAGAAAAAUUAUGAGUUCCUGGUCACCAAGCUGAAUGAAAUUCUCAGUGACCCGAUGAAGCGAAUAACUCCAAACACAUUCUACAACCAGUUCCACAACAGAACUGGUCAGAAGGACACCUGGCUGUGCUUUGAGGUGAAAGAAAAGGAGAAUAGCAACUCAUCUGGCUCCUGUCCCAGGAGAGGGGUCUUCCGAAACCAGGUCUUUUCCAAGACCACCUCUCAUGCCGAAGUGGGCUUCCUGACUUGGUUCCAGAAGGAGAUGCCCCCUAACCACCACUAUGAGGUCACCUGGUACACAUCCUGGAGUCCCUGCGCUCGCUGUGCAUGGCACGUGGUUAACUUUCUGACCAGUAACCCAAAAGUGAGCCUGACCAUCUUUGCUGCCCGCCUCUACUACAUAUAUCGCCCAGAAAUACAGCAGGGCCUUCGCAGGUUAUUUCAGGAAGGGGCCAGAGUGUGA
Otolemur garnettii (small-eared galago) is the source of this 1037-nucleotide messenger RNA. RefSeq names its product DNA dC->dU-editing enzyme APOBEC-3C-like. Lineage: Eukaryota; Metazoa; Chordata; Mammalia; Primates; Galagidae. The transcript is spliced from 2 exons. Gene Ontology annotation, molecular function: RNA binding; zinc ion binding; cytidine deaminase activity. Gene Ontology annotation, cellular component: cytoplasm; P-body; nucleus. The record is from RefSeq and is a predicted model, not a curated record. Gene Ontology annotation, biological process: cytidine to uridine editing; negative regulation of single stranded viral RNA replication via double stranded DNA intermediate; defense response to virus. Bases 6 to 1037 code for a protein of 343 amino acids.